GCCUCGCUGUAGGACGGGAUGGAAGCGAGAUGAGAAUACUAAGCAGGUACCUCAUGGCUCAGUGUCGGCACAGGAUGAGUUGAGAUUUGCGCACCCAUCAAACUUGGCUUGGGACCUCAGCAUGUGAGCGCACUUUUGCACAAGGAGGAUCCGCCCAGGAUGUCAGCUCUGAAGAAGGUGUUACCAGGCAUACUGCAGAAACAUUGCUGUAUCUUACCUGACAAGAAAACAGGUAUGAAGAGGUUGCUGAUGAAAUUGAAGAGCAGGGAAAUAUAUUCAGACCAGCAGUAUUCAUGGUCACCCUCGCAGUACUUCGAUGAGGAAACGUACUCCCCUGCACCCAGGAACAUGAAGGGUCUCUCCGGUGGCCGCCCUGCCCAUCUCCAGCUAACAUCACCCACCUCACCUUACACCUGUGGCUUGGCUGAUUGUGACCACUCCCUGGAUCACCAUCUUCACCAUGGUGACCCUCGGUCACCCACCUACCUCCUCAGUCCCACUGACAGCUGUGCCCUUGAGAGUCAUCACCGCUGCUCCCCACGGAGCUCCAUCCACUCUGAGUGCAUGAUGAUGCCAGUGUCACUAUCAGCCACCGACCACUCUAUAUCCAGUAGCACUUUCCCUCGUAUGCACUAUGGCAGCGCUUCGAGAGAUGGAGGUGGAAACAGUUCUGGCGGUAGGGAUUCUCGGGACGACGGUGGCUCCUCCUCACACGGCGGGAGUGGCAAAAUGAACCGGAUCCCUGCAAAUCUUUUGGAUCAGUUCGAAAAGCAGAUGCCACUGCACCGAGACGGCUUCCAUACAUUGCAGUACCAACGCACCUCCACUACAACAACAACCACAGAGCACCGCAAUGAAAGCCCUGGCCGAAUUCGCCACUUAGUUCACUCGGUACAGAAACUCUUCACGAAGUCGCACUCCCUGGAAGGAUCCUCCAAGAUGAAUGGUACCAAAAAUGACUCCCACAGGGACGGAUCGCAUCACCACCAUCACCAUCACCAAGGCCACCACAAACACAGCAAACGCAGCAAGAGCAAAGACCGCAAAUCUGAUGGCGGAGGAAAGCAGCGCCAUGGUGGAUGGUGGAGCUCGGAUGACAAUCUUGACAGUGACAGCACGUACAGGACACCGAGCAUCAUGUCGCGGCAUCCGGUCGACCACAUCACCCACUGCUACCCGGACUCGAUGCACAGCCACCUGGCUGGGGACCUGUCAUUAAAGACCUCCAAGAGCAACAACGACGUAAAGUGCUCUGCCUGUGAAAGCAUUAACAUGGCACCUGAGGGCAAGUUCAUGAAAAGGAGUUCCUGGUCAACAUUAACCGUCAGUCAAGCCAAGGAAGCCUACAGGAAGUCUUCACUCAACCUGGAGAAACCCAUGAUCCCCACUGACCUCAAACCAAGCUUGAGACCAUGUCACUAUCUACAGGUACCCCAGGAUGAGUGGGCAGGUUAUCCUGGUGGUGGAAAGGAUGAUGAGAUCCCUUGUCGUCGAAUGCGGAGUAGCAGCUACGUCAAAGCCAUGGGGGAUGAAGAGAGCGGGGAGUCAGACUCCAGCCCAAAGACAUCACCUCAGAAGUCAGUGCGGCCAGAUGCCCUGAUCAAGGCCAUCAUCAGACCCAAGGACUUGCUGGACUCUCAAAGUUCUUACCGCCUGGAUAAAAUCAACAGUGACAUGCAUAACUACAUCACCAAUUUUGCUGCAGACUUAAGUCAGAACUACCACUUGCAGGCUACCAGGGAAAUACACCCCAGCCUUGCCUUGGAUCCCUCUACCAACUACAACUCGCCCAAGUUUCGUUCUCGGAACCAGAGCUACAUGCGGGCUGUCAGCACGCUUAGUCAGGCUAGCUGUGUCAGUCAAGUGAGCCAGGUUAGUGAAACUGAAGUAAAUGGCCAGUUCGAAUCUGUGUGCGAGUCGGUGUUCAGUGAGGUAGAAUCCCAAGCCAUGGAGGCACUGGACCUCCCCGGAUGUUUCAGAACCAGGAGCCACAGUUACCUACGAGCCAUCCAGGCUGGAUACUCCCAAGAUGAUGACUGCAUCCCCCCCAUGGCGUCCACUGUUACCUCCACUAUCAGGUCAACCACAGCCAUCACCUACACACCGAGCUACAAGAAGAACCCCCCUCCAGUACCGCCCCGCACCACCUCUAAACCGCUCAUCUCCAUCACAGCCCAGAGCAGCACUGAAUCCACCCAGGACGCCUACCACGAGGGGCGGCACCCUCAUGGCGGCAUGUGGGCCCCUGAUGGCCUCGCUCUUGGGCUGACGCCAGGAAGGGCCCUCUAUAACUCCACCGACAGCCUGGACAGCACCAAGGCCGUGACGAUAGCCAUGGAGGCAGCUGGAAUCAUGGCAGGGAAAAGGCAUCCAUCCACAGACUCUCACAGCUCAGUGCUCACCUGUGACAAGGCAAUCCUGGUGUCCAAGGCUGAGGAGUAUUUGAAAACCCCACGGUCCUCUAUAGGGAUACAGGUGGAAGCAGCCACGGACUCGGAAUCUGAAAGCAAAGGCUCACGGGAGUACCACUCUGUCGGGAUACAGGUGGAGGAUGACAAAAAAGGACAGGGGAGGUUCAAACGCUCCAACAGUGUGACGGCAGCUGUUCAAGCUGACCUGGAGUUGGAGGGCUUUCCCACCAUGGAAGACAAAGGUCUGCAGUUUGGUGGGGGCUUUCAGCGUCAUUCAGAGCCCAGUACGCCUACGCAAUACGGAGCGGUGCGCACUGUCCGUACGCAAGGCCUCUUUAGCUACCGUGACGAUUACCGCACCACCGCUGAGCCGUCCAGUCCACGCGAGACGACCAGCGAGACAAGCUGGCAGCUAGAGCCCCCGUCCCCACGGGAGAGUGCAGCCUCGGCAGGUGAGUCGGGAAGGGUGUCUCCGUCCCUCCGGAGAGAUGGAAGCUGGUUCAUGCAGCUGCUCCACACGGAGACCAAGAGGAUGGAAGCCUGGUGUAAAGAGAUGGAGGCAGAAGCUGAGGAGAACGACCUCUCAGAGGAACGUAAGCAUUCCUUGCUUUACAUGUCAAGCAUGAACCAAGGGUCCUCAGUGGAUCGUAAUGAAAACAUAUCACGCUGUGUCUCUUCUUCAGUUUUAGGUAAAAUUCGAAGUGCAGUGGGAAGUGCUCAGCUGCUCAUGUCUCAGAAAUUUCAACAAUUUUACUGGCUGUGUCAGCAAAAUCUGGACCCUAGCGCCAUGCCGCGACCCACCUCUCAGGACCUGGCUGGGUUCUGGGACCUGCUGCAGCUCUCCAUUGACGACGUCAACAUGAAGUUUGACCAGCUGCAGCAGAUAAAGAACAACAACUGGCGACCAAUUGACAGCCCAGAAAAGAAGCCACCAGCUCCCGUACCAAAGAAGACAGUAAGACAGAAGAGUGCAGUGACCAGGGAGAAAUCCCUGGACCUCCCUGACAGGCACCGGCAGGAGGCACGCCGGCGGCUCAUGGCAGCCAAACGUGCAGCCUCUUUCCGGCAGAAUUCGGCCUCGGAGAGAGCGGACAGCAUUGAGAUCUAUAUUCCAGAGGCUCAGACUAGACUUUGAGAAAACGUUGGAUCAGGGAUCUGUACCUUUCCCUGCUCCUGUGCUCCAGCAACUCUAAAACUAGCCUUUUUUUCUAGACUGCUUCUUUCUCAACCCCUCCUUUAUCCAUCUCUGGUCCGAUUGCCAUCCUCAGUGCUCAUCACCAACAUCACAGGACUGUAGGAUGUGCCGAGGCUCGACUUCCAUUGCCAAAAACAUACAUCUGACAUGGGUGGGUUGGAUCUUUGUGUUGGUUUGUUGGUGAUCAAGAUCUACUAUCUCUCUCAUGUCUUGGAUGAAUACAUCUGUAGUUUUUCAGCAUUUGCAAAGUGCCAUUUUAAGAGGAAGAAAAAGUGCAGCUUUGAAAACCUUACCAGCAACCACACCUUGGAGCUAAACAUCAAUGUGUUUAUUUGGAGUUCUAUGAAAUUGGUCAAAGUUUAUAACCGUUCACUAUUUUUUAGUCUCUACAGAUUACCUUUGCUUCUGCAGUCUCUACAGGAUUUAAUCGACGGCUAAGCAUCACCAAUUUGUUGAGUUUGAAAAAGUGCCAAUGCUUGAAAUACCUCAACUAUGUGCACAUGGUACAGGUUACCUAUUCAAGGUGCUUCAGGCAAUUCCUACUAAGCUUUUGAUUGGUUAGAUGUGAAAAAUGCAGCCUUCUACCAUGUCUAGUCAUGAUAAAAUAUUUAGGUGUGCAUCUUAAUAAAUCUAAAUAUAAUUGACAAGUUUAUUUAUUUCAGUAAUUCAAAUCAAAAAGUGAAACUCACAAAUCGAUUAUUUCACACUUAAUUGGUAAUUAUGACUUUUACUAAUGAAACCCAAAAAUCAAUUUAACAUAUUUUGAAUAUUAUGUAAGAGAAAUUUAAAAAUAUAUAUUAUAGCGAAAUAUUUGACUGUACCUUUUUUCAGUCACAGUUUUCCUUCCACUCAACUUUCCAUUUAUGUUAUUCUGAUGAAUGGAAGAUUGGUAAAAAUAAAUAAUUAAAAAAGACUUUUUGUGGUUUACCCUCCUUGUGGAGGUUGUAUUUAAUCUAUGUUGCAUACCUUUUCCCUUUUUGACAUGAAUGUCUUGAAAAAAUGUCUUAUUUAAUCAUAUUUUACUUUAUUCAGAUGCACCCAAGUUCAGUGACGUGGUGUAGAAAUAACAUCUGCUUGCUGUUUAAUGUGCACCUUUCACAGCGGUUUUCUAAAUAUCCAAUGUUCAUGUUGCCAUCCUUCAGACAUUUACUUGAAGCUGUAAACCUGCAAGUCUUGUGCCAACAUUUUCAUCAUGUCAAUGCAGUAGAGAAGAAACAAAAAAACUAUGAAAGUUUAUGUAACUCCUUAGAUUAAAAUGUGUAGACAAAUGCACUUAUGCACUUAAUAUAAUUCUAAAUAUUUCCAAGGGAAAUGUACAUAACCAAGUUCAUAAUAGUACUGUUGUAUUUUUUUAAUUGUGAGUGGGAAUGUUAUGCUGUUUUUUUUCCCUCCUUAUGUUUGGUUUCGAAAUAUCUGGAUGAUCAGAGGCACAUAGAAUUUUGCUGCUCAGUUUUCAUCAUUUCCCAAAGACUUUCAAGUUGCGCCUUCAGUCCACAGCUAAUGAGGACUGAUAAGAAGUAACCAUCAAAACAUAAACAAAAUGUCAAUAUUUCUUUAAGCUAUGAACUGCUUCUUGAUUUUCAAAUAUACUGCAAAUCUCCAAGUCUGUGGCAGUGUCCCCAAGCAUUAUCAUAACGAAGUCCCUCCAACGAAAAGAUCAGAAUUAACAAGCUGAAACUGGGACAAAGGAUUUCCCGGGGGAUGCAGAUCUUAAGUCUCAAACAGUAGAAACUUCACAAGUAUAUUGCUAAAAACUUGCAUAAAAUGGGAUAUGAUGAGGAUAAUGUUUGAAAUAACUUGAAACAAUGCUCAAACAAGCUGUUUCUCCUCCCCACUAUGACAGAAAAUAACUAUUUGAGGGGGGAUUCAUUCCAAAUCAACACAAAACUAGUCAGAAAGAACAUUCUACAACUUUUGCUCGAUUGGGGUAUUCUCUUGCAGGAUGCCUCCAUUUUUGUUUGUUUUGUCGCGGUGAGUCCAGGUGCGAUAGACAAACAGUAUUGGAAUUGGAAGUGCAGAUUUUGCUGUGUGUGUAUGUUAACCAUAAUUACAAAGGUCUAUGUUUUGAACAACUGAUGACAAGAUAAAUAACAACCAAUGUUUAGAUAUUUCUGGUGGGUAAACCUCUUUUAAUGCUAUUAAUAGUUUUAUGUUUACUUUUAUUUAAACUUCUGUAAAUCAGUGAGAUGGCGUGAUGUGAUCACCGCUGAUCUGUUAUGCUCAUAAUACAUUUCACUCUUCCAAUAUUUUGCAAUGAGUUAGUCUUGGGCAUUAGUAUCCGAAGUUUAUGGACAAGAAUUGAAUAUAAGUUCAAAUUGAUCUCUGAAUUGAUAUUUUCUCAAUAACUGUCGCAAAACUUCAAACAUUAAGCAUAAUUGUAUAGGGUAGAAUAAAUGUAUUUGAAUGCAUUUCUUCCACUCUAAAUUGAGCUGAGAAAAAUUAUUACCAGCAUGAACCAUUAAUACUAGUUUGAAACAAGGCAACAGAAAUAAGUUGGAAACCAAAAUAAAACUAUUACUCAGAGAUUCCUAGAUUAGACCUUCUCUCCCUCUGAAAACAGAAACCAAAUUGUUGUUCUCCUGACACUGAUCAUUAAAUGCUUUGAUUGGGAAUCUGAGCCAGCAUUUUGAGUUGGAUCAAAAUAUUGGACCUACUUUAAAUAGGUUUUCAGAUUAAAAUAUUAAUUACAUUUUUCAAACCUCCCUCGUUGAAGUGAAUGCUUUCAUCAGAAAAUGUGAAAUUGUUCAUUUCAAGAAGUUUAACAGGCGAGAUGCUGCUAAGACCAAACGUAGGAUUUGACUUUUGUUGGACUUUAUUGUGCCAAGUAUAUUAAUAUUUUACUUGUGCUGAUACCCAUAAAUCUGUGAGGUUUUAAUUAUAUAAUGUUAACACUAAGUCUGCAGUUCCUCACUGUGCGUUUGCGUUGCUUCACCUUUUAUUAAAGUGUGAGUUAAAGUUGCCAUUAUAUUGGGUGAUAUAUACCACAUAAUGUGAAAUAUUCACUGUUAUAACAAAACUAACAGGGAAAGUUUUAGCCUGGUAGAAUUUAGUUCAAAAUUUAAAAAAAUAAAAAGUGGUUGAAAUAUCUGAUAGGACAUUUCUACACAUAAUAUGGGUAAAGAUUUAAAAAUAUGAUCUAAAACAGAGUAAAGACCGGUGAUGCAACUUAACAUUUUAUGUUAGCAUUUGCCUAAUAUCAACAAAAUAAUCCCUUGAAAUAUUUUUUUCUCUUACCUCAGGUUGCAUUUAUCUAUUAAUAUUUUGUUGUUAAUAAUGUCAAGCAUCUAUAUGUGGCAAAGAAAGCAAAGACAGAAAAAAAUCAAUUUGCCAUAAUCGAUGGAAUCAUAAAGUAUGUUCUCUACCAAAAUGGUAGACUUGUCAAAUUCUGGACUACAUGCCUGACAGUAAAGCUGCAGUAUAACCUUAAACAAGUACAACAUUCUCAAAAAAUAUCUAAUGUGGCAAAGAAAUCUCCAAAGAAGAGUGGACUCAGGUUCCCCUACAGUGAUGUAAAAGAUUGUUUGCCAGUUACUACAGAGUGUUAAUGUCAGUUGAGGCCAGUUUAACUACUUUUUCACAUGGAGCCAGGUUGGUUUGUGGUAUGUUUGUUCCCUUACUAAUUGAAAUCAUCUUUUGAAAGCAUCUUUUCGUCUUUAGUCUGGCUAUCUUUGAAACCUUCGAUUAUGAAGUUUGUUUGAUAAUCUGGAAUAUUUGUGUGACACAAAGUCUGAUGCAGAGGAAAUCUGUAAGGGUGAUAAGUAUGAGAGUGAGUACAUACAUAGUUCUGCAGUUUACUCCACAAUUUAAGGAACCUUUAACAGCAUAACGCUGGAUUUACAAUUAUUGCCUCUGUGUUUGAUGUCAGACCGCUGGCAGAGCCGACUCAUUCUCUGCUGUUGCCAGAGUGGCAGGCAGCGAGAGGUAGAGAGACAGACUCGGCCUGACAUAUGCUGGCUUAAAGGAGACCGGCGCUCUUGCAGUGAGCCCCGAACUGCUGGUGCUGUACGCUGUGUGUAGCUUCAAGGCUGUUUCAGUGAGAAUGGCAAGGCGCUGCACUGGGUAAUUUUCAGCCUGACUUUGACUAAGCAAAGCAGCUUAUGUAAGAUUUUGGGUCCUUGGUGAGAUCAAGCAAAUACCCUCCAAGGCCCUUCAGAGCUUGUGUUGAUAAAUGCGUUGCUGAAUAGCAGCCCACACUGUAAAACUUAAAGCAUCAGCACUACAUCCAUUGGCCUUUGUCAGUUUCUCCCUGGCUGACUUUGUUGAAGGCUGUCACUGAAGUGGCUGUGAACUAUCUUGAUUAUGCAAAACGAGCAGAACUAAGCAGAAGUCUUGCAUAUCCAUUACAUUGGUUCAGUUUAAAAUAUGGUUUUCUUCUUCUCCAAGUAGCACUAAUUUCAGCAAGACAAUUUGUCUAGUAAUGUCCAUGAAUGAAUAGCACUAAGUAGCAAUGCAAGAUCAGUAAAAAGGGUUCAAACAGAUUUGAGCAAUAGAAGUAGGCCUGCUUCACCAUAUCUGUAUAUANUACAUAAUAUAUAUGUACAUGUAUACAUAUACAUAUAUAUAAUUUUGUUUUAAUAUACUUCCUGACAUGGAAAAAGUGGGUUAUUCUCAAGCAAAUAUUAAAAAUUAACCUUGUAAUUCCAAACAUUAUCAAAAAAAUACUGUAUGUAUAGUCUGAGGAAGACUUUAAAACAUGCAAACUCGUAAUAACUAGUGUCACCCAGUUUGGCUAAAAUAACUUCAGUGAAAUUUUUCUUGUCGCAUUUCUAAGUUUUUAGGCAGUCCUCUGUGGAUUUACUGUUUUGUUUUGGGUCAUUGUCAUAUUACAGGGUACAAGUUUUUUGAUAUAUGAACUCACAAUUUCUUCAGGCAUCCUCUGACAUACAUUGGAAUUCAUGGUGGAUUCUAUAGAAAUGAGCUGGCCAGAGCCUGAUGCUGGAAAGCAUCCACAAAGCGUAACACUCCCAUCCCCAUACUCCAUAGUUAGUGUAAGGUCCUUUCCUGGACAUAAAUAUUCAGUUUUAGACUCAUUUAGCCAAAGACCAUUAAUCCAGAAGUUGUAUAUGUUCUCUUCGGCAACACUUUGUCUUAAAAAGCAAAGGUUUCCAUUUUGCACAUCUCCUAUGAAAGGAGAAGUUGCACAGUCUCUUUGUUGUUGUUGUACAGGCAUGCACUUUGAUAUCAACAGUGACACCCUGCUGUAGGUCUGGUGCUGAUAAAUUAAGGGGGGUUAGAAACUUCUCUUAGCAUCUUGCGUUCUGCUGUCAGGAUGAACUUGCUUACAUGGGCAUGAUGGAAAUUGUUUUGAAAGUUUUCAUCUUACAGAUUAUAUUCCGUACAGUGGAACUGCUGCUUUCAAAUUCUUUUGAGACCUCUAGAAAUCCUUCGCCAGACUCAUAAGCUGCCACAAUCUUCUUUCUGCAGUUCUUAGAAACUCCAGCAGUCAGGAGCACAUCAAACUAAAAAUCUUAAAUCUAAUCAUUUAAGAUCUUGUUCAAAAUCCAGAGUAGCAGAUUUUCUAAUCAUGAUAAUAUGGUAUUUUAUGUGGAAUUUUAUCCACUGAAAAUUGGAAUGAGCAUAGAGGUGUCCAACUUUUUAUGUUAUGUUUUACAGAAUUUUUUUCAGCUUUAUUUGCUUAUUUAAACAACUUGAGAUAUCUUUUUAUUGGGUAUUGGUAUCAAAUAUCCUUAUGUCCAAAGAUACUAGCAAACACACAGGCUUUCAGAGGGUACCCUAAUUUUUCUACAUGACUGUAAAUACCUUUAGAAAAAAAAAACCUUUAAAACUCUAAGUCUUUUUCCAACCCAUGCAUAGAGUUUGCUGCAGCAGCAGGGUCAGGUUUGUCUCCAAGAGUGAAUCAUUUUUCUUCCAUAAAACAUGUUUUUCUUCACCCUUUUCAUCAGUAACAGACUCUUUCAUGAGGAGUUCCAAGGCCACCUCCUACAAACGGACUCUGUACUCCUUGAAGCUCCUUUUGAAGGGUUUUCUAUGCUGGAUCUUCUUGGAUGACAUAGAUUCAGAUCUUCAUAAUGUGUGCCCUGGACGACCCUUUGAUUAAGAAUGCAGCUGCAGGUUUUGUUUGCUCUUUUGUUAUUUUAUUUUAAUUUUAUUCUCCUCAAACUUUGCGAAAAUGACGAGGACAAAAAAAAAAAAAAAAUACAUGCCAAGCUAUUAACUGCAAGUGCCAUCAUGUUGACUUCUUUGGCAUAUUGUAAAAUCAUUUCUUGCAUCACUUUUAAUAGGUUUUUAAUAAAACAAAGAGGGGAACAGCUCUCUCGUUUAAUAUUUAAAGUGUAUGCCUGUAUUUUAGCAUUCUGUGGCCUCACAUCUAAGGGGACUGUCUAUGUUUUAACUCUAGAACCUACAGUAUAAUAUGAAAUUCUUCAACAGGAAUUUUUUUUUGUAACUAUGCUGCUGAAAGAGCAUCACUGAGACUAAUACACUUCCUUUAACUUGGAAUGUGAGAUAACUCUAUGAUUACUAGAUAAAGUAAAAAAAGUUAGUUGUUUAGCUAAAACUAUUUUCAUCUCUUGUAUAUCAUAUCUAUUGUAAGAAUGAAUAUAAUGCCAAAUAUUCAUUAUUUGUAAAGAAUAUAUAUAUUAUAUAUAGAUAUAGAUAUUAAUAUAUAAAUAUAUAAUAUAUGCUUCAUUGGAACACAACUAUUUUCUGCUUUGUUCAUAUUUUCUGUUUUGCUUAUUUUAUAACUUGAUAUGAUGGCAUGCAAAAGACAUAUUUUGAAUGUAUUUAUUUACUUCUUUAUUUCGUUCAGAAUUACAGCACUGUCCCAUUGAUGUUUUCUGGUUAUUUGGACGCAUUUCACACGUGCAUUUCUCAGUGUGGGUGACAUCUGUGCAACAUAUUGCAUUUUUAGCUUUUUACUUUGUAUGAGUUCACUUAGACAUAUGCAUCCUCCUUUCUUCUGUCCAAACUGAGCAACUUGAAGAUUUUCCCCUCUUUCCAGUUUGGUCGUUGCUUAGGGGUCAUCCAUUGUAAAUAAUAUUGCAAUUAAAUUUUUGUAGAAAAGAUUUGGAAAAUG
Poecilia reticulata (guppy) is the source of this 10642-nucleotide messenger RNA. The record is from RefSeq and is a predicted model, not a curated record. Lineage: Eukaryota; Metazoa; Chordata; Actinopteri; Cyprinodontiformes; Poeciliidae.